This is a messenger RNA of Penicillium lagena, 651 nucleotides long. Its product is annotated as ESCRT-II subunit protein VPS25. NCBI's taxonomy places the organism in Eukaryota, Fungi, Ascomycota, Eurotiomycetes, Eurotiales, Aspergillaceae. Gene Ontology annotation, biological process: protein transport to vacuole involved in ubiquitin-dependent protein catabolic process via the multivesicular body sorting pathway. The record is from RefSeq and is a predicted model, not a curated record. The transcript has a single exon. Gene Ontology annotation, cellular component: ESCRT II complex. Gene Ontology annotation, molecular function: structural molecule activity; protein homodimerization activity. Bases 1 to 651 code for a protein of 216 amino acids.
AUGGCCACCUCCACUACAUCCGCAACCGCUCAACCCUUCCCUUUCCCACCAACCUACAACUUUCCCCCCUUCUUCACCCCGCAACCAAACACCACAACCCGCCACUCACAGCUUCACAAAUGGUCCCUCCUAAUCCAAGCCUGGUGCCGCCACCACCGCCAAUACCGACUGAAUCUUAUCGACGCAGUUGACACGCCGCUCUUCCACAACGCGGCGCUACGCAAACGCCUGGAUCUGCGCGAGGCGCGCGCUGUGGUCGAUUGGAUGUGUAGGUCGGAGGAGGAGGGUGGUGGGGGUAGGCGCGCUGAGUGGAUUGAUGCCGAUGGCCAAAAAUCGGUUGCUUGGAUUUGGUGGCGUAGGCCGGAGGAGUGGGCAGACGUUGUGAGCGAGUGGGUUGAAGGGACCGGGCAGAAAGGGAGUGUGUUGACCGUUUAUGAGAUUGUACAGGGGGAGGGGUCUGCGUCGCAAGGUAUUUUUCUCUUCUUUUCCUGGGGCGUGGGCUUAGAAGCUGACUUUGACUCUUUUUCUUCUGCUGAAGAGUUCCAUGGGAUGGAUCUUGAGCUCAUGCUCAAGUCCCUGCAGGUUCUGGUCAAGCGCGGCAAGGCACAGGUCUUCGGCAGCGAGGGCCAAGAGGGCGUCAAGUUCUUUUAA